This is a messenger RNA of Cinclus cinclus, 936 nucleotides long. RefSeq names its product olfactory receptor 14J1-like. NCBI's taxonomy places the organism in Eukaryota, Metazoa, Chordata, Aves, Passeriformes, Cinclidae. The record is from RefSeq and is a predicted model, not a curated record. Gene Ontology annotation, cellular component: membrane. Gene Ontology annotation, biological process: G protein-coupled receptor signaling pathway. The transcript has a single exon. Gene Ontology annotation, molecular function: G protein-coupled receptor activity; olfactory receptor activity. The coding region runs from base 4 to 936 and encodes 310 amino acids.
CAAAUGUCCAACAGCAGCUCCAUCAGCCACUUCCUCCUGCUGGCAUUGGCAGGGACACGGCAGCUGCAGCUCCUGCACUUCUGCCUCUUCCUGGGCAUCUCCCUGGCUGCCCUCCUGGCCAACGGCCUCAUCAUCAGCGCCGUAGCCUGCGGCCACCACCUGCACACCCCCAUGUUCUUCUUCCUGCUCAACCUGGCCCUCACUGACCUGGGCUCCAUCUGCACCACUGUCCCCAAAGCCAUGCAUAAUUCCCUCUGGGACACCACCAACAUCUCCUAUGCAGGAUGUGCUGCACAGCUCUUUUUCUUACUAGUUUUCAUCUCAGCAGAGUACUAUGUACUGACCAUCAUGUGCUACGACCGCUAUGUGUCCAUCUGCAAACCCCUGCACUACGGGACCCUCCUGGGCAGCAGAGCUUGUGCCCACAUGGCAGCAGCUGCGUGGGCCAGUGGCUUUCUCAAUGCUCUGCUGCACACAGCCAAUACAUUUUCCCUGCCCCUGUGCCAUGGCAAUGUCCUGGACCAGUUCUUCUGUGAAAUCCCACACAUCCUCAAGCUCUCCUGCUCAGACACAUAUUUGAGGGGACUUGGGUUCAUUGCUUUUAGUGCUUUUCCUUUUUUUGGUUGUUUUGUGUUCAUUGUUUUCUCCUAUGUGCAGAUCUUCAGGGCUGUGCUGAGGAUCCCCUCUGAGCAGGGACGGCACAAAGCCUUUUCCACCUGCCUCCCUCACCUGGCUGUGGUCUCCUUGUUUGUCAGCACUGCCACAUUUACCUACCUGAAACCGCCAUCAAUCACCUCCCCAACCCUGGAUCUCUCCCUCUCAGUUCUCUACUUGGUGGUGCCACCAGCCCUGAACCCCUUCAUCUACAGCCUGAGGAACCAGGAGCUCAAGGAUGGCCUGUGGAAACUGAUGAUUCUAUCAUUUCAGAAAAAAUAA